Messenger RNA from Danio aesculapii, 2724 nucleotides. Its product is annotated as Fc receptor-like protein 5. Gene Ontology annotation, biological process: cell surface receptor signaling pathway. The record is from RefSeq and is a predicted model, not a curated record. The coding region runs from base 1 to 2562 and encodes 853 amino acids. Lineage: Eukaryota; Metazoa; Chordata; Actinopteri; Cypriniformes; Danionidae. The transcript has 13 exons. Gene Ontology annotation, molecular function: transmembrane signaling receptor activity.
AUGGAGACCCUUCCUAUCAAUACAAACAGUACACACCAUCAGCAGCAGACUUUACUCAGAUCUACAGUGACUGUGACACCAGACAGUGCUGUAUUCACUGGAGAGACAGUCAAUCUGAAGUGUGUGAUUAAGUCUGAUCACAGAGACUGGACAUUUGAGUGGUAUAAAGACACAAACAGAGUAAAGUUACAGUCUGAUGGUCAAUACACUGUAAACAGAGACACUCUCACUAUCAGAGGAGCUGAUUGGUCUGAUCAGGGUCAGUACUGGUGUAGUGGACGCAUAAGAUCAUUCUACACAUAUCCAAGCCCUGUUUCUCUCUCAGUAAAGGCUUUACCCAGAUCUACAGUGACUGUGACACCAGACAGACCUGUAUUCACUGGAGAGACAGUCAAUCUGAAGUGUGUGAUUGACUCUGAUCACAGUGACUGGACAUAUGAGUGGUAUAAAGACAGAAACAGUGUAAAGUUACAGUCUGAUGCUCAUUACACUGUAAACAGAGACACUCUCACUAUCAGAGGAGCUGCUGAGUCUGAUCAGGGUCAGUACUGGUGUAAAGGAAAGAGAUCAGGAAGACCAAACUCAUCUCAAUCAAGAUCUGCUGUUUAUCUCUCAGUGACGGAGAAGCCUGUAGUGAAGCUGAGUCCAGAUCAGCGAGUGUUUACUGGAGAGAGAGUCACUCUCACAUGUGACAUACAGACAGAAGGAAACAUUCAGUGGAUCAAAUACAGCUGGAUUAAAGAUGGAGACACUCACAAUCCAUACAGAACAACAUCAGCAGCAGAGUUGAGUUUCAGAGCUGAUUCUGUGUCUGUCAGUGGUCAAUACAGCUGUAGAGGAGAGAGAUCAGACUCACAGAGAUCAGACAUCAGUGCUGCUGUUACUCUGACUGUAUCAGAUUUAAAGUCAAAGCCUGAACUCAGAUCAGAUUCUGCAGGAGCUGCACUGACUGGAAACACAGUGACUUUGACCUGUAACACUGAUCUGUCCACCGGAUGGGACUUUUACUGGUACAAAAACACACUCGACUCUGAGAUAAAGACGACAGAAACAAACUCCUACAGUAUGAAGAUUGAUUCAGUGUCUGAUGGAGGCCAGUACUGGUGUAGAGCUGGAAGAGGAAAACCAGUCUAUUACACACAAUACAGUGAUCAACUGACACUCAAUGUUACAGUGAGUCCUAAAGCUGUGGUGACGGUGCGGCCUGAUAAACAUGUGUUCAGAGGAGAAACAGUCACUCUCAGAUGUGAGAUAAAGUGGGGAGGAAACACUGAGUGGACAUACAGAUGGCAAAUAGAGAAAACAGGCCGAUAUAACCAAUAUUAUAACCAGUAUAACCAACAUAGAAACACUGUGAGCCAAAGCUCAGCACAAGAGUUGAAGAUCAGCCGUGUUAAGGUCUUUCACCGUGGUAAAUACAGCUGUACAGGACAGAUGGACACUCAAAGCUCUCAGCGCAGUGAUGCUGUUGCUCUGACUGUGUCUUCAGAUGAAGCUCAGGCAGCAGUGCGAGUGUCUCCACAGCCGUGGCUCACUGAAGGACACUCAGUGACUCUGAUCUGUGAGGUUCCAGGCUCCUCUACAGGCUGGACGUUCAGCUGGUUCAGAGAUGCUGAUCAUCUGUCAGACAGCAGCAGAGGAGCUGGAGGCUCUUACACUCUCAGUCCUGCUGCUCUACAGCACACAGGAGUUUAUACGUGCAGAGCAGAGAGAGGAGAACCAGCCUAUUCCUCAAAAAAGAGCAACGCACAGCCACUGUGGGUCACUGGUGUUUCUGCUUCAGUGCGUCUGGUGCUCGACCCCAGCAGAAGUCAACACUUCUCCUUUGACUCUCUCUCUCUGAGCUGUGACUCUGCUGGAUGGACAGUGAGAAGAUACACACACACAAACACACAAGAUUGUUCAGCACAAACAGGAUCUACAUGUGCAAUCCAGUCUCUCAGCACAUCUGACACUGGAGUUUACUGGUGUGAGUCUGAAUCUGGAGAGAAACGCCAUCCUCUGAACAUCACUGUACAUGAUGGUGCUGUGAUUCUGGAGAGUUCUGCUGAUCCUGUGAUUGAGGGAGAAACUCUGACUCUACACUGUUUACAUCGAUCUACAACCUCCUCCAUCCUCACAGCUGAUUUCUAUAAAGACAGAUCACUGAUCCAGAAUCAGACAGGAGAGAUGAGCAUCCCUACUGUCUCAAAGUCUGAUGAGGGUUUCUACUACUGUAAAAUAAAGAGAGAAGAGUCGCCACACAGCUGGAUCUCAGUCAGAGCUUCAUCAUCUUCUCCUCUUCUGGUCAUUGGCGUUUCUGUAGGAUUGAGUCUUUGUUUGCUGCUCCUGAUUUUACUGCUUCUGCUGCUGAGACACAAGAAGAGAAAAGAUCAAAACAUCUACAGUAUUCAACAAACCAAACAAGUUCCAACUCUAUCUGGAGAAUCUCAACUGGAAAACCUUCCUCUACAGUCUGAGCCCAUGUCAGAUGUGACAUAUUCAGAGGUCAUUGUUAAGAAAAAGAAACCCAUGGAUAGAGGUGAAAACCCUCUUCCGUACACAUGGAGCCAUCAGUCAUGAACCAAUGAUACUGAUAAGCAAUUACACAUUAUCAGCUAAUUAAUUCAUUGUUAUUUCUGCAGCGGACACAGAGUCAGAGUCGACUGUGACAUACUCAGAAAUCAGAAAAUACAUGGACAAAGAUAUUAAUUCUGCAGGACCCAGUGAUUUGAUUUAUGCAGA